GCCCGGCCAAUGAGCGAGGAGGUGCGACCUUGACAGCCGGGCGGCGGGGGGUAGUGACGGGAGCGCGGGCGUCGGGAGCGCGCGGUCCGCCAUGAAGCAAGAGGAGGAUGCCAGCCCAGAGGCUGACUUCUGUUUGGGUUCCGCCCUACAAUCCUGGAGCCUGCAGUUGCCGGAGCAGCACUCACAGUCCACCAUGCUGAUGGGGAUUGUGAUCGGAGCCCUGCUGGCCCUGGCUCUUGUUGGCGUCACUGUCUUUUUUGUGUACAGAAGGGUUAGCCAAGUCCGACAGGUACAGCCCACUCCUCAGUACAGGUUCCGGAAGAGAGACAAAGUGAUGUUUUACGGCCGGAAAAUCAUGAGGAAGGUGACCACGCUGCCCCACACGCUUGUGGGUAGCACGGCAAUGCCCCGGCAGCGGGUGAGGAAGAGGACCAAGGUGCUGUCCUUGGCCAAGAGGAUUCUGCGUUUUAAGAAGGAGUACCCAGCCCUGCAGCCGAAGGAGCCCCCGCCCUCCCUGCUGGAGGCUGACCUCACGGAGUUUGACGUGAAGAACUCGCACCUGCCGUCAGAAGUUCUGUACAUGCUGAAGAACGUGCGGGUCCUGGGCCACUUUGAGAAGCCGCUGUUCCUGGAACUUUGCAAACACAUGGUCUUUGUGCAGUUGCUCGAAGGAGAACAUGUCUUCCAGCCAGGGGAGCCGGAUACCAGCAUCUAUGUGGUGCAGGAUGGGCGCCUGGAGGUCUGCAUCCAGGACGCGGACGGCGCUGAGGUGGCGGUCAAAGAGGUUCUGGCCGGAGACAGCGUCCACAGUCUCCUCAGCAUUCUGGACGUCAUCACCGGCCAUACCGCUCCGUACAAAACCGUGUCCGCCCGCGCUGCUGUCCCUUCCACCGUCCUCCGGCUCCCAGCGGUGGCUUUUCAAGGCGUGUUUGAGAAGUAUCCCGAGACUCUGGUGAGGGUGGUGCAGAUCAUCAUGGUGCGGCUGCAGAGGGUCACCUUUCUGGCUCUGCACAACUACCUGGGCCUGACCACAGAGCUCUUCAACCCAGAGAGCCAGGCCAUCCCCCUGGUGUCUGUGGCCAGUGUGGCUGCCGGGAAGGCCAAGAGGCAGCCGUGCUGCGGCCCUGAGGAUCGUCUGGAGAGGCCCCUGUGGCCCCAGGAGACCUGCGACCCAGCGGAUCGAGGGGGCAGCCGUGCAGCGGCCUCGGGGCCGCCGCUGAAGAGGAGCCGGUCCUUCCCGCUGCCUUCCGUCCACGAAGAGAGCCUGGAUGAGCUCGGCAAGGCCCGGGCGGGAGACCAGAUGCCUCUUGUCCCGCCAGGAACCAGGUUGUUUUCAGUUCUCAUGGACCGUUUCCGCCUGCGUAACACGAGCACAGGAGGCGGAGAUCGUCAACGGGACGUCGCCAUGGCUCACACACAGCUCGCUGGGAACAUAGCAGGGGCUACCUCCGACCUGAGGAUGGCAUGUGACCGUGCCAGGGUCCUCCUCCAGGCGGAGGAAUGCCCUGGGAGCGCCAUGGCCAGCAAGUCCAAGAGGAACGUGACUGUUGCAGACGCUCCCUCUGCAGUCUUCCGCUACUCAGAGACCAACUCCGACGAGACUGUCUGCAGCAGGAAGACAGACGCCAUCUUCAGAGCCGCCAAGAAGGACCUGCUCACCCUGAUGAAGCUGGACGACCCCUCACUCUUGGAUGACCGGGUGUCGCUGCUCCACGUUCCGGGGGGCACGGUGGUGUCGAGGCAGGGAGAUCAGGACGUGAACAUCCUAUUUGUGGUGUCGGGGCUGCUGCACGUGUACCAGCGGAAGAUUGACAGCGAAGAGGACACCUGCCUGUUCGUCGUGCGCCCCGGGGAGAUGGCGGGCCAGCUGGCCGUGCUCACAGGGGAGCCUCUCACCUUCACCAUCAAGGCCAACAGGGACUGCAGCUUCCUCUCCAUCUCCAAGGCUCACUUCUAUGAAAUCAUGCGGAAGCAGCCCACCGUGGUCCUGGGCGUCGCGCACACUGUGGUGAAGCGGGUGUCAUCCUUCGUGCGGCAGAUGGACUUUGCGCUGGACUGGAUGGAGGUGGAAGCCGGGCGCGCGGUAUACAGGCAGGGGGACAAGUCAGACUGCACCUACAUCGUCCUCAGCGGCCGGCUGCGCUCCGUGAUCCGCAAGGACGACGGCAAAAAGCGCCUGGCGGGCGAGUACGGCCGCGGAGACCUCAUCGGUGUGGUGGAGACGCUCACCCACCAGGCCCGGGCGACCACGGUACAUGCUGUUCGGGACUCGGAGCUGGCCAAGCUUCCAGCGGGAGCCCUGACCUCCAUCAAGCGCAGGUACCCACAGGUUGUGACUCGGCUGAUUCACCUCUUGGGUGAGAAGAUUCUGGGCAGCCUCCAGCAGGGAACUGCGACAGGUCACCAGUUUGGGCUACACGCCGCCGGCAGCAAGUGGGACUCCGGGAACCCCGCCAGCAACCUCUCCACGGUGGCUGUCAUGCCUGUGUCAGAGGACGUGCCCCUCACCGCCUUCGCCCUGGAGCUCAAGCACGCCCUCAGCGCCAUCGGCCCCGUCCUGCUGUUGGCCAGUGACAACGUAAAACAGCGCCUUGGCUCUGCUGCCCUGGACAGUAUCCAUGAGUACCGGCUGUCCAGCUGGCUGGGGCAGCAGGAGGACAUCCACCGGAUCGUGCUGUACCAGGCGGACGGCACGCUCACACCGUGGACCCAGCGCUGCAUCCGGCAGGCUGACUGCAUCCUCAUCGUGGGCCUGGGCGAGCAGGAGCCCUCGGUGGGCGAGCUGGAGCGGAUGCUGGAGAGCACGGCCGUGCGUGCCCAGAAGCAGCUGAUCCUGCUGCACCGGGAGGACGGGCCGGCACCCUCGCGCACCGUCGAGUGGCUGAACAUGCGUAGCUGGUGCUCCGGCCACCUGCACCUCUGCUGCCCUCGCCGCGUCUUCUCCAGGAGAAGCCUGCCCAAGCUGGUGGAAAUGUACCAGCGAGUCUUCCAGAGGCCCCCAGACCGGCACUCGGACUUCUCCCGCCUGGCUCGGGUGCUGACCGGCAACGCCAUUGCCUUGGUGCUUGGGGGAGGGGGGGCAAGAGGCUGUGCCCAGGUCGGCAUCAUCCGGGCCCUGACGGAGUGCGGCAUCCCCGUGGACAUGGUUGGAGGGACGUCCAUCGGGGCCUUCAUGGGCGCCCUAUACGCUGAGGAGCGGAACUACAGCCAGAUACGGAUCCGGGCCAAGCAGUGGGCUGAGGACAUGACGUCGGUGGUGAAGACUGUGUUGGACCUGACCUACCCGAUCACAUCUAUGUUCUCGGGCGCCGGCUUUAACAGCAGCAUCUGUAGCGUCUUCAAGGACCGGCAGAUCGAGGACCUAUGGAUCCCCUACUUCACCAUCACCACGGACAUCACGGCCUCUGCCAUGAGAGUCCACACGGACGGCUCCCUGUGGAGGUACGUGCGCGCCAGCAUGUCUCUGUCAGGCUACAUGCCUCCCCUCUGUGACCCCAGAGACGGACACCUGCUGAUGGACGGGGGCUACAUCAACAACCUCCCAGCGGAUGUGGCCAGGUCUAUGGGGGCGAAGGUGGUGAUUGCCAUCGACGUGGGCAGCCAGGACGAGACGGACCUCACCAACUACGGCGACGCGCUGUCUGGGUGGUGGCUGCUGUGGAAACGCUGGAACCCCUUGGCCACGAAAGUCAAGGUGUUGAACAUGGCGGAGAUCCAGACGCGCCUGGCCUACGUGUGCUGCGUCCGGCAGCUGGAGAUGGUGAAGAACAGCGAGUACUGUGAGUACCUGCGCCCCCCCAUCGACGGCUACGGCACUCUGGACUUCGGCAAGUUCGACGAGAUCUGUGAAGUGGGGUACCAGCAUGGCCGGACAGUCUUUGACAUCUGGGGUCGGAGUGGCGUGCUGGAGAAGAUGCUGCAGGACCGACAGGGGCCCAGAAAGAUGAAGGCCUGUGACGUCCUCACCUGCCCCAACGCCUCCUUCACUGACCUCGCCGAGAUUGUAUCUCGCAUUGAGCCGGCCAAGGCAGCCACAGUGGAUGACGAGUCUGACUACCAGACGGAGUAUGAGGAGGAGCUGCCGGACGGCCCCAAGGAUGCGUAUGCGGACUUCCAGAGCGCCCCGGCCCGUGCAGGCUCGGACUCGGACGACGAGUCCUCCCUCCAGCAUUGAAACCCCCAUCUGGCUUCCCAGAACUGCCCCGGGGCUGCUGCUACCCGUGGCACUCAGACCGCGAUGGACAGAGGUCUCCCCUCCCGUGCGCCCUAGAGCAGCUCCCGUGGAGGGCCUCUCCCCCAGCCUGCCAGCGAGACCGGGCGGGGAGCCCCCUAGUCAGCCUCCCCUGGGCUGGAGGUCCAGCUGCGUGGUGGACCUGGGACUGGGGCACUGGGUUUGGACAGCAGUUCCUGGGCUGUGCCCGCCACUGUGGGCGGUGCCUCGGACAGGUAUUGGAGUCCCCUGUGCACCUGCUUAAUGUAUCAAUAAAGAUGGAUCCGACUGUGUGUGGA
Messenger RNA from Mustela erminea (ermine), 4509 nucleotides. RefSeq names its product patatin like phospholipase domain containing 7 (gene PNPLA7). The record is from RefSeq and is a predicted model, not a curated record. Gene Ontology annotation, molecular function: phosphatidylcholine lysophospholipase A1 activity. Gene Ontology annotation, biological process: lipid metabolic process. The coding region runs from base 92 to 4174 and encodes 1360 amino acids. The transcript has 37 exons. Gene Ontology annotation, cellular component: endoplasmic reticulum. NCBI's taxonomy places the organism in Eukaryota, Metazoa, Chordata, Mammalia, Carnivora, Mustelidae.